AUGGAUAAAUACACUUUUCCUCUCUUGAGCCCAGGAGAUAUUUACACUCAUUUACGCAAUUCCCUUGGCUUUGCUGCACUUUCUGAAGAAGAUAUAACCAAGCCAAAAUUUGACACUAUACGUGAAAUUUAUGUUCAUCUCCUGCAAGUAAUUCUCCACAAGCCAAAAGAGGAAUUUCUUCUAUCAAAACCUGAACAUUUGCAAAUAAUGAGAAACCCUGAACUUUAUGAUAAUUCGAUUCCAACAGCUACUAUUUACACAAAAGUAUCUAAGAUCCUUAAUAGAAUUGGCUGUAAAGAUGAUCCUUUUAAGCUCCAAGACUUAUUAUUUCCUGAUUUUAAAAGAACCCGAAAAUUUUUAUCAGCAUUUAUAAAUUACAUCAAAUUUAUGACUGAAGAACAAGAGCUCAUUUUUGAUAAAAACCAGGAAUCUAUACUAAUGAGAGUGGCUACAGAAGACUAUUUAAGAAUUAAAGAAGAAUACGAAAAAUCAUUGGCAGAAGUACAAACACUUAAGAGAAAAAGACAAGAAAAACUGCCUGUAAUUGAAGAAAAACAGCAAAGAAUCAUGCUAUUUGACCAAGAAAAACAAAAAAUUUUAGAAAAAAGAGAAAUGAUUGAAAAAAAUAUUGAAAAUUUAGAAAAAGAAAUAAAUGAGUGUGAGCAGAAAAACUCACAGUAUGAGAUCAAGCACCAAGAACUGGUAAAAGAAAUUGCAAUGGCAAAUAAAGAAAUAGUAGAGUCUCCACAUAAAAUAAAGCUUCCACUAGAGCAGCUAAAAGAAAGAUUGCAAAAUGAAAGAAAUGAUUUUGAUGAAGAACAAACAAAAUCUAGAGAGACUGGAAACAAAAUCGAUAUAAUGGAAAAAAUCAUGGUAUCUGUAAAAACAGCUGGCUCUCUUAUAGAAAAUUGUGCUAUUAGUAUGGGCAGAUACAAAGAAUUGGAACGCCAAGUCAACCAACAAAAGCAGCGAUCUUUAGAAUUGGAAAAAGAAAUUCGGCAAAAAAAGAUGACCCAUUCAGGCCUUGAAAAUGAUUUACGGGCUUUAGAAGACAGAGUUAACUGUAUUAUUAAUAAAAUGGUGAGGAAUUUUAUACUUCGCCCGCCUUCUUUAUGGUGCUUUACCGCUUUUCCCUCUUAUAUAAAAGAUAGAACUCUUCAGGUUGAACAACGCUGGAGGAAAAUCGGAUAGAGCGAGACAGAGUGCCAAGCGCUAGUGUUCCCGCACUUCUGGAUUCCCAAAUAACUUCAAUGGACUCGCAGGAGCGAGUUCAACAAUAGCUCGAGAGCAGCGACAAUAUGGAUAAAAAUGACGUCUCCCCACGCUGCUCAAUAAGAGGCCUAACUGGAAAUUAGUUAAAUUAAGCUAAUUGUUGUUAGGCUAACCGUAUCAAUAAGGCUGCUGAAAGCAAAAUAUUUACUCUCGACAAAUCAAUUGACCAAAAGCAAGGAGAAAAAUCAAAUUUGCUGGAGCAAAAAAGAAACACUGAAAAAAUGGUCAAAGAACACCAAGCACAAUUAUCAGAACUCAUAGUAGACUUCGAAAAUAAACAAGCAGAGCAUAACUCGCAAAUGCUUUAUUUAGAAAAUGAGCACACAAAACUGAUAAAACGAGCUGAAGAGUACAGAAGAAAUAUAGAAGGAAUGUUUGAAAAUUUUGAUGAGCAGCUGGAUAAUAAAGAAAAUUUUAUAAGUAAAAAUAAUUAA
This is a messenger RNA of Blepharisma stoltei, 1706 nucleotides long. NCBI's taxonomy places the organism in Eukaryota, Ciliophora, Heterotrichea, Heterotrichida, Blepharismidae. The record is from the annotation of a GenBank genome assembly.